Messenger RNA from Periconia digitata, 564 nucleotides. The record is from the annotation of a GenBank genome assembly. NCBI's taxonomy places the organism in Eukaryota, Fungi, Ascomycota, Dothideomycetes, Pleosporales, Periconiaceae.
GCGGUGAUGCUCAACUGCCGAGCGGAACCAACUACAUCGCUCUGUCGUCAACGCUGUCAACAAGACAGCAAUUUCACAAUCAUGCCUGCUUUGAAAUUUGUGCAAUCAGUUUGGGAGUCGUUCCGGGCAUCUUCGGGAUUGGAACCAAGGCUUCUCGAUGGACUCCGAGUGACAAGUGCCACACCCGGCCGCGUCAAAUUUGAACUAGACAUCGAAAAGGAACAUACUAACCGUCUGAACAUUCUUCACGGCGGCACCAUAGCUUCCAUGGUCGAUCUUGGCGGCUCACUAGCUGUUGCAUCUCGCGGGCUGUAUGCGACAGGUGUUUCUACUGAUCUUAAUGUCACCUAUCUGUCAUCCGGCGGCAAAGUUGGUGAUCGGAUCAAGGCCGAAGUAAGCUGCGACAAAUUCGGAAAGACCAUGGCUUUCACUUCUAUUCGUUUCAUGAACGACAAGGAUCAGAUGUUCGCGAGAGGCAGUCAUACCAAGUAUAUUGCUUUGGCGUGGAAGGACCCAAAGAAUAUCGUUGAAGAGCUGACACCCAAAUCUCAGGGGAAGGAGUAG